AUGGACCGGAGACCUAGCAUGGCCUCACUGGAGGACCAAUUGCGCUGCCCCGUCUGUCUGGAGGUGUGGACCGAGCCGCUGAUGCUGGAGUGCGGACACUCCUACUGCCGCAGCUGUGUCCGCUCCAUGGACCUGGACCCGCUGGGCCAGCUCCAGUGCCCGGUGUGCCGUUGCUCAGUCGACGGCCUGAGCCCCCCGCUCAACCACUCGCUGGCUCGCCUCGUCGAGUCGUUGCGGGAAGUGAACCGGCCGGGCGACGUCCCGUCCGACAACUGUCCGCAGCAUCACAACCCGCUGAGCCUGUACUGUGAGGAGGACCAGGUAGUCAUCUGUGGCCUGUGCGGCAGCAUCGGGGCGCAUCGCGCACACAAGGUGACCCCAGUCAGCAGCGUCUACAGCCGCAUGAAGGAAGACAUAUCCUGUCUCAUGACAGAGUUUCAGAGCCAGAGGAGGAAACUGGAGGAGCAGAUUUGUAAAAUGGCCUACAACAAAUCCCGCAUCACCAAUGAGUCGGACGUGCUGAAGUGGGUGGUGCGUAAGGAGUUUGGUGAGCUGCGGCGGUGUCUGGAGCUGGAGGAGGCAGCGUUCAUGCAGCGGGUGGAGAACACGGCCGCCGUCCUCAUCGGCUCCAUCCAGAGCCAGGCCGACCACAUGGGCCAGCUGCUCGUACGCUUCCAGGAGGCCGAGGGCACGCUGGAUGCACUCAGCAACGAGAGCCACCUCGCCUUCAUUACGAAGUACGGCUCGAUCGCUCCAAGAUUUAAAGAGGGCCAACAGCGGCAACAGCGUGAGGAGAGGAGCUACAGCUCCAUCAACUUUGACCCCGGCUUCAAGCACAAUGACAUCAAGAUGGCCGUGUGGAAGCGCCUACACAGGAGGGUGCUGCCAGACCCUGCUCCGCUGAAGCUGGACGCCCUGACGGCCCACCCCAUGCUGCACCUGAGCUCUGACCAGACCCUGGUGGAGUGCAGCGCCCUGCUCAACCGCCUGCCCAACAACCCCGAGCGCUUCAGCUACAGCUACUGCGUGCUGGCCAGCCGCGGAUUCUCCUCGGGCAAGCACUACUGGGAGGUGUGUGUAGGUGCCAAGCCCAAGUGGCGUCUGGGCCUGAUCAAGGGCACGGCCGGACGCAAGGCCAAGCUGCCCAAGAGCCCUGAGGCGGGCGUGUGGCUCAUCGGGUGCCGUGAGGGCGUCACGAGGAGCAGGCCCGCCGGUGAAUGAUGAAUCCUGCCGCUUAAGCCCCUGGAGACAGUGGGUGUGUUCCUGGACUACGAGAAGGGCGAGCUGACCUUCUACGACGCAGGGAGCGAUGAGCUGCGGCCAGUCUACUCGUUCCAGGCUGAGCUGCAGGGGAAGGUGUACCCGCUGAUCGACGUGUGCUGGCACGAACGCGGCGCCAACAAGCACCCCAUCAGGCUGCCACAGCCUCCACAGACCCAGCAGCAGGCCUGAUGAACCAGAACCAGAACUUACUCUGAAGAACUGGAAUUAGGAUUAGGACUAUAACCAGAACCUCCGCUCAUAGCCUUCUCCACCAACAGGAAAUGGGUCUUUCAGCCGGUUCUGUUAAUGAUUCUUUAAAUCUCAGCCGGUUCUGUUAAUGAUUCUUUAAAUCUAAUUAAGCUAAUCUAGUGAACCAUCUCACUUUUUUAUCAGUUUUGAGCAGAACUAUCGUAAUCAAUGGUGUGUCAUCAACGGAGGCCACUGCACAAUGCAUAACAGACCUUAGCAGUAGUAGUAAGGCGGCGGACCUUCCUCUCCAAGCAGUAGAAUCACUGCCCCCCUGUUUGCUGAGACAGCCAUCUUGUGUUUCUAUAAGGAAACCCUGUUUUUGGUUGAAAUGCUCUGAAUGGUUAAAAAUGUGGAAACAAAACUACAAGAAGAGCCCUACUCUGGAAACAAAACUACAAGAAGAACCCUACUCUGGAAACAUAACUACAAGAAGAACCCUACUCUGGAAACAAA
This is a messenger RNA of Alosa alosa (allis shad), 1965 nucleotides long. Its product is annotated as E3 ubiquitin-protein ligase TRIM50-like. Lineage: Eukaryota; Metazoa; Chordata; Actinopteri; Clupeiformes; Clupeidae. Gene Ontology annotation, molecular function: protein binding; zinc ion binding. The record is from RefSeq and is a predicted model, not a curated record.